This is a messenger RNA of Oldenlandia corymbosa var. corymbosa, 1014 nucleotides long. NCBI's taxonomy places the organism in Eukaryota, Viridiplantae, Streptophyta, Magnoliopsida, Gentianales, Rubiaceae. The record is from the annotation of a GenBank genome assembly.
AUGGAGGACGUUCGUAGUCUUAGUAUUAUAGGCCAGUGUACUUUCGACAAGGAUUCCUUUGGUUAUGAUCGCUUAGGCGAGAUUGCCCAGGUUGCUAAGUGGGCGUUGUCCGUCAAUGCAACAAAUAUUGUAAGUCACGAUCUCGAGAAGCAGGAUGAGCAAAGUUCUCUAGAUGGUCAGUCGUUACAUUACAAGAGUAACUUUCUUUCGAGUAUGUUCGAAGGUGUUGCGGGUCAACAUCAGACUGAUGACCCGGCUGGAGGUGAGCGUGAGAGUCAGCGUGAAGAUGAGGAUGAGGAUGAGGAUGAGGAUGAAGACCAGCAGGAUCAGUUUGAGGGUCAGGGUUAUCAGCGCCAUAAGGAACAGGGACCAGCGAGUCAGAAUCUAGAGACUCCACCGUCUCAAGUUCCUGAUAACAUUGAUGACAUUGAGGAGAUUGAGGAUCAGGAGUUUCAGGACCUUCUGAAUAUGCCUCUGCCUGAUAUUCCUGAGGACGAUGAACCUGUCAUGAUCGAUGUUCAAGUUGAAACGAUGGGACCAGUUGAAGCUGCUGCUGUUUGUAAGCCUCCAGGAAAACGCAGGGUAAAUCGAAAGAGGUCUACGGUAUGGCUCCAUUUCUCUUCUUUUAAUGAUGCAAAAGGUGACGAAUGGGCUGCAUGUAAUUACUGUGGUGCUAAGUAUAGGUCUCAAAGUAGAAAACAUGGUACAAGUAACCUUCGUGGUCAUUUGCUGGUUUGUAAGAAGUAUUUGUCUUUGAGCCACGAUCGUACUCAAAGAUCUUCAAGCAAGGUCAGCAAGAAGAGGAAGUUGAGGAGGCUAGUGAAAGCGUCAGAAGCAGGCGCUAAGUCAAAAAAGAAGAAACAUGCUUCUCCAGUCGAGAAAGAAGGGCUAGUCGAGGAAGUUAAGCCCGUCGAAGAAGACAAGACCGUCGAGGAGGAUAAGCCCGUUGAGGAGGGUAAUCCUAUCGAGGGCAAUGUCCCUCCAGAGAAAGAUAGGAAUCCGGAAGCAGAAUGA